Molecule: messenger RNA, 6782 nt
Organism: Tupaia belangeri chinensis (Chinese tree shrew)
Lineage: Eukaryota; Metazoa; Chordata; Mammalia; Scandentia; Tupaiidae
Gene: ITGB8
Product: integrin subunit beta 8
Exons: 15
Coding region: 21-2327 (768 amino acids)
Biological process (GO): cell-cell adhesion; integrin-mediated signaling pathway; cell adhesion mediated by integrin
Cellular component (GO): cell surface; focal adhesion; integrin complex
Molecular function (GO): integrin binding
Source: RefSeq, a predicted model, not a curated record
GGGGCGGGCUGCUUUGCAUUAUGUGCGGCUCGGCCCUGGCUUUUUUAACCGCUGCAUUUGUUUGCCUGCAAAAGUGCCGGCGAGGUCCUGGCUUGUUCCUCCGGGCAGCCUGGGUGUGUUCACUUGUUCCUGGACUGGGCCAAACUGAAGACAAUAGCUGUGCAUCUUCGAAUGCAGCGUCGUGUGCCUCCUGCCUUGCACUGGGUCCAGAAUGUGGAUGGUGUGUUCAAGAGGAUUUCAUUUCAGGUGGAUCAAGGAGUGAACGUUGUGACACUGUUUCCAAUUUAAUAAGCAAGGGCUGCUCAGUUGAUUCGAUAGAAUACCCAUCCGUGCAUGUAAUAAUACCAAGUGAAAAUGAAAUUAAUACCCAGGUGACUCCAGGAGAAGUGUCAAUCAAGCUGCGUCCAGGAGCAGAAGUCAAUUUUAUGCUGAAAAUUCACCUUCUGAAGAAAUACCCCGUGGAUCUUUAUUAUCUGGUUGAUGUUUCAGCAUCUAUGCACAAUAAUAUAGAAAAACUAAAUUCUGUUGGAAAUGAUUUAUCAAGAAAAAUGGCAUUUUUUUCCCAUGACUUCCGCCUUGGAUUUGGCUCAUAUGUCGAUAAAACAGUUUCACCGUACAUUAGCAUCCAUCCUGAAAGAAUUCACAACCAGUGCAGUGACUACAACCUAGACUGUAUGCCUCCCCAUGGAUACAUCCAUGUGCUGUCUUUGACCAAGAACAUCACUGAGUUUGAAAAAGCGGUUCACAGACAAAAGAUCUCUGGAAACAUAGAUACCCCUGAAGGAGGUUUUGAUGCCAUGCUUCAGGCUGCUGUUUGUGAGAGUCAUAUUGGAUGGCGAAAAGAAGCUAAAAGAUUGCUGCUGGUGAUGACAGACCAGACAUCUCAUCUUGCUCUUGAUAGCAAACUGGCAGGUAUAGUGGUGCCCAAUGACGGAAACUGCCAUCUGAGGAACAACAUCUACGUCAAAUCCACCACCAUGGAACAUCCCUCUCUAGGUCAACUUUCAGAAAAAUUAAUAGACAACAACAUUAAUGUCAUUUUUGCAGUUCAAGGAAAACAGUUUCAUUGGUAUAAGGAUCUUCUACCCCUCUUGCCUGGUACCAUUGCUGGUGAAAUCGAAUCAAAGGCAGCAAACCUCAAUAAUUUGGUAAUAGACGCCUAUCAGAAACUCAUUUCAGAAGUGAAAGUUCAGGUGGAAAACCAUAUACAAGGGGUCUAUUUCAACAUUACCGCCAUCUGUCCAGAUGGAGCCAAAAAGCCAGGCACGGAUGGAUGCAGAAACGUGACAAGCAAUGACGAAGUUCUUUUCAAUGUAACAGUUACAAUGAAAGAAUGUAAAGUCACAGGAGGAAAAAACUAUGCGGUAAUCAAGCCUAUUGGUUUCAAUGAAACCACUAAAAUCUAUAUACACAGAAACUGCACCUGUCAGUGUGAGGACAGUGGAAGACUUAAAAAAAAGUGUGUAGAUGAAACUUUCCUAGAUUCCAAGUGUUCCCUUUGUGACGAGAACAAAUGUCAUUUUGAUGAAGAUCAGUUUUCUUCUGAGAGUUGCAAGUCACACAAGGAUCAACCUGUUUGCAGUGGCCGAGGAGUUUGUAUUUGUGGAAAAUGUUUAUGUCACAAAAUAAAGCUUGGAAAAGUGUAUGGGAAAUUCUGUGAAAAAGACGACUUUUCUUGCCCGUAUCACCAUGGAAAUCUGUGUGCUGGGCAUGGAGAGUGUGAAGCAGGCAGAUGCGUAUGCUUCAGUGGCUGGGAAGGGGAUCGGUGCCAGUGCCCAUCAGCAUCAGCCCAGCACUGUGUCAAUUCAAAAGGCCAAGUGUGCAGCGGAAGAGGCACGUGUGUGUGUGGCAGGUGUGAAUGCACCGACCCCAGGAGCAUCGGCCGCUUCUGUGAACACUGCCCCACCUGUCAUACAGCCUGCAACGAAAACUGGAAUUGUGUGCAAUGCCUCCACCCUCACAAUCUGUCGCAAGCUAUACUUGAUCAGUGUAAAGCUUCGUGUGCUCACACGGGACAGCAUUUUGUGGACCAAACAUCAGAAUGUUUCUCUAGCCCAAGCUAUUUGAGAAUAUUUUUCAUCAUAUUCAUAGUUACAUUUUUGAUUGGAUUACUUAAAGUCCUUAUCAUUAGACAGGUGAUUCUACAAUGGAAUAGUAAUAAAAUUAAGUCCUCAUCAGAUUACAGAAUGUCAGCCUCAAAAAAGGAUAAGUUGAUUCUGCAAAGUGUUUGCACAAGAACAGUAACCUACCGACGUGAGAAACCUGAAGAAAUAAAAAUGGAUAUCAGUAAAUUAAAUGCUCAUGAAAAUUUCAGGUGCAACUUCUAAAAGACAUUUAAAAAAAAAAACAACUUUAUGGGAAACUGGAUUUUUUUAUAUAAUUGCUCCUAAGAAUUAUAAUUUUAAAAGUCACAGGAGGAGAGAAAUUGUUCAAGAUCAUGCCAGUUGCUGAUUGUACUCUCGGAUGAAGACUGACAAGCAUCCUCAUCAUCAUGUGACUCACAUAGCUGCUGAAUUUGCCAGAGAAAAAAUGUGUCUUACUACUGUUUGAGACUAGUGUCAUUGUAGCACUUUACUGUAAUAUAUAACUUAUUUAGAUCAGCAUAGAAUGUAGAUCAUCUGAACAGCACUGAUUACACUUUACAGGUACCUGCCACUCCUAUGCUUCCCAGCAAGAGACAAUGGUAUGAGAUAGCUGAGCAUUGUGUCACUACAAGGGUACAGUAAUCCCUGCACGGAACUUGUGGAUGUAAAAACGAAAUGGUCCGGCAAUUCUAUACGAAUGUUGCCAAAUACAUACUGAUGUUGCCAAGUACUUCAACAAUUGGCAGUAAAUAGACAAGAACUGCUAGAUUAAGCAAUGGUUAGUGUGUCACUUGCUCAAGAAGUGAAUAGACAGAAUCUUCAUCUUAAGGGAUACUGCUUUUAAAACUGUAGUUUUAUGCAUGUAUGUUGAUGUUUUCUUCCUUAUUACAAGAUGGAUACUAAUUCCAACCUUCAUUCCUUUUUGCCUUUAUGUUUUGUUUUACUUCCUUACAGGAUAAAUUUAUAAGUGUCAAAAAUGACUGGAUUAAAUAAGUGCUAUGUUACUACUGCCUUGAGAACCUAAUAAUACAAUGUCACUUUAUUAGAAUGUUGGUUUUAACAGGUGAAUGUCAAUAAGGGAUACUAUAAAGUAUUAUCAAAAUCUGAAUAACUUUAUAUUUUGCAGAUAUGGAGUUUUGUAUCUUCUUACCUGGUAAACUGGAGGGAUUUUUGGACCAUUUUUGUCUAAAUCAUUACAUUGAAAUUCACAAGCUAUUUAGAAACUGCCUCAAGCAGAGUGCCACACUAUUGAAUGAUUUUUUUUUCAGAUUUUGACUCCAAGUAGAUACCAUUUUUCAAAUGAAAAGCUGUAUUAUUUUUGCCCUUCAAUGCAGCCUACAGACAUUCCCUGAAUCACCGUGACUCUAUUCACCAGUAUUCAUAAAAGCAUAAAAUUGGAAGAGAAUAGGUGAGAUCUUAAAAAUAAGUGAAUUCAUUCUUUAAUCAGGCAACUGAGACUCAGAAAGUUUAAAUGAUUUCUCAGAAUACACCCACAUGAUAAAGCGGCAGUAUUAGAGAAGACCUUUAACCCUCUUAUUGCCAGGCCAGUGUUUAUUAUACAAUAUCGUGCUACCUCUUGAAUCUGUAAAAUAUACAAUUGGAAAAUAUUUCUUAAUGUGCUUUCUUAACUUUGGGGCAUGAGAAAAUUUCAAAGCAAAAUAGAAAAGAGUAAUUCAAACUGAAUUGUCCAAAAUCUGCUCCCGGUCUUCCCUGCUCAUCGGUUUCUGAGAUUGCAACAUGGCAUAACUGUGAAGGAAUUCCCUCACAGCACAGCCUUCAUGAACAGUACUCCUUGGUGUUAUAUCAUGCUCAACCUUUGACCUUGAUAGGAAGGCAGUGAGCACUGGCUUCCCAAAUGGAAAGUUCUUCACAAUUACCAUGCCCUUGUGGAUUUAUUUGGUCUGAUUUUAUUGUCCAACAGUCCUGUGUACAGUAUAGGGUUUUGCCUGUUAUGACAAAGGAAUAUACUUAAGAUAUCAUCUUAAAAUUAACUUUCCAGAUUUACUGUCCUCUAACACUCAAGUUAAAGUACUAGAUACUUGCAUUCUGAUGAAAACUUAGUCUACAUCCCUUAGUCGACCCUAAAGAGGACUCAAAACAAAAAUAAAAACAAAAAACUGUUUUGGAGCCAACAAAUGCAGCAGCUCUAGUAACUGUCCUCUCGAGCUAAGCAAUUAUGACGGUAAAUUAAACUGCAUUUCCUUCCUAAAUGAGAGAUUGGUGACAUUAACAAGUACAGUACCGUGACUUACUUAUGUAACAAACCUUUAAUCACUGAGGAAGAUGUAAAAAUUGUAUUCGGGAGCUGAUCUCACAUUUUUAAAAAGGAAAAUAAAGAUAGCCCUCACACACAAAGAGGAAAAAGUAGAAGAUCCCCAUUAAUUAGAAUGCUCAUAAUUUUUAAUUACAGUGUUUAUGAACAAUAAACUCAUUUUCAUAUAGAAUGAAUUAUCGAAAAGAGCAUAAUAACAUGAAAUAUUUAAAAACCUAGGAUGUAUAUUUUUCCCUCCGUCACUAGUUUGCACUAACUCUGUAACAGACCAAGGCUGUUAUAGAAAGGAAUAAACUUCCUUAGAGACCAUUCGAUGCUAUUUAUAGGUGACGAAUGUAGUUUUGCUUGUCAUAGCCUAUGCUUUUUCUUUUUCUUAAAGAGCUAAUUUUUAAAGUUUUAGGGCUUAUACUUUACUUGAAUAACUGAUUAUUUUCCUGUGUAAUGGUUUGUGAGAAGAGAAUUAAUAUUUGACUAGUUAGAAUUAGUUAAAACAUAAGGGUAAACAGGGUAUUUUGAGAUUAAAUAAUUUAUGUAAAUAGAGCCUAUUUCAACUAUUAUGACCACAGGAGCCUUUUGAGAUAUUCAACACAAUUAGUGACAUUUUAAGUUGUUGAUGAAAUUAAGAACUUGAACAAUGCUUUGGUACGGCAGCAGUUUUGUGCCCUAAAGUAUGUAAUAAUCUAGAAAUGUCCCAUAUACACUACGACAUAACUGUCUGCAUUUUUUUUAAGAGAGGUGAGGUUUUUUGGUUUUUUUUGUUUUUUUUUGUUUUUUGUUUUUUGUUUUUUUGCUAUAGGGCGCAUGCACUCGCCAGAGAGAAAGAGAGACAACCCAUUUGCAUUUUAUUUAGGGAUAUCUUUACACUGCAGUGUACAUGUAUUUAUAAGCAUUUAAUAUAUGUUUGGAAAUUUGCUAAUAUUUAUAAAGCCUAAGCAUCUCUGGAAGACUAAGCAUCUCAAAAAUUCACUAAAAAUCUGAUUAUGUUCUCAGUGUUCAAUUUAGCUUUGGUUGAUUAAAAUGACCCCCCCCCCAAAAAAAAAUCAAAGGUUGAACAGAAUAGAUAUCUGUGGAGGCAAAUUUUUCAAACUUGAAAUUAAAAUUAGUGGAUGCACCAGAUGUAACUUCACCAAAGAAUAAAUCCGUAGUAAUUUUAAAUAUUUACUUAAUUUCCAUUGAAGAUACUCUUAUGUCUGACAAGAGGAGACAAUGAAAUUUGUUAUGAUAGACUAUGAACAUUUCUCUCCAUAGAAUUAUAUUCCUCUUGUUACCCGGUAGAAAAGAUUAGACUCAAUGACUUUUUCCUUACUCCUGUUUUAUUCCACCAACUUUUCCCAAAAGAUUGUUCUAAAGCUUCAAGCUCAAUAAGUCUAACUGGGAAAAAUAAUGGAACGUAAAGGCAUAAUGAAGUUCUUCACUUCCAAGCAUCUUUUUUUGAUUUUAAAAAUCACUUGAAUCUAUGCUCCUUCUCAAAGUCAGAUAUAUUACAAAACAAGAAUUUUAAAUUUUCACUAUUUGAAUUCUGCUUUCAUUUUAAAAACGUUGAGAUACAUGUGUUUUCUUAAAAGUAAGCAAAAUACAGUUACUUGGGAGUCUAGUCAUGUGCAUAUUGUAUUCUGUUUUGCUAAGUCUUAAUAAUUAAAUUUUGAGUACCUUAUCUCUAUGGGCCUUAAGAACUCUUAUUUGAACAAUGCAAACUGAGAUAUAUUUUCAAAGAAAUAUGAAACACUCAGAUCAUUUCUAAUUUUUUAUCAUUCCUCUCUAGCAAUUUAUUACAUGUAACUGAUCAUGCAUAUUCCUAUUUUGAUUCUAAGACAACUACUUUUUCGAUUUGAAAUUGUGACCUACCUUGCCACUGCUGAUGUAUUUUAUUGUUGGCAGUAUUUUAAAUUGUGCUUAAAUAAAUAUUACACUAAUUCAAAUUUAAUUAAAUAGAUAUGGGCAUAGGACAUUUCUUAUAAAUAUCUGUAAACUUAUUUAUGAUAACAUGUGAAGCCAACGUUUAGUACAACUGAAUCAUGUACAAUUCAGUAUGGAGUCUAACUGACUAUCAGCUCAGAUUCCACAUAUCAUUAGGUUACAAAAGCUCUUUCAGGCUCCUGUUUACACUUUUUGGUAGUUGGUGAAGUUUUAGCAGACCCUAUCAUAAAUGACAAGGAUGGGUGGGGUUUUUAUAAUUUUAUUAACAAAUUUGUAUUCUAUCAAUUACUUUCUAAGAUAUCUUCUUAUAUGAUCAUCUCACUUUUUAACUGGAAUACUCUACACAAAACCAUCAUAAUUAGAUUUUGUAGCAUCUUGUAUGUCUUACUCAAUUAGCAGGAGAAAAACGUAAUACAACCAACCAGUGCUAUGGAAAACACAUUUCUUCUCCAGUCUUUCUACUUUUUUUUUUUUUUUUUGGAGAGGUUUUUGCAAUAAGGAACGUGCAC